AGGCAUAGAGUCACCGAAACCUAGCUUUAUUUUUGGACUUUCAGAAGCCAAUGACACAAAUUUUGAGAGAGACCCAUCAAGAUUUUCAACCACACAUACACAUCCGGCCAUCCGCAGCCGACAGCCAGAGAGAUCCCUCAGAUUCCCCAAAGGACCAGACACCACAAACCCUCGUCUGAAUCUCUUUUUCACUAUCUCUCUGUGAAAUCAUGGUCUCCAGUUGUUUCAGUCUUCAUCACCCUCUUCAUCAGGGCACCCAUCUCCAUCCCAAGAUUCCUCUGAGACUCUCUGGUCAUCCCACUACUUCUUCUCUGGUCCAGUUCACCUCUAGAUCAAGCUUCGCGCACCUUGUUCGUCGCCGCAUAUGCUCCGGUUCGGCAGCCAUGGCUUGCUCGGGGCAAUCGUACCCGAGUCCGAAGCCUUCGGAUCCUGAUUACUUCGAGCCGGACCCGACCCUCACCAACGAUGACCUCCGGCCCACCACGGCCUCGGAGCGGACCUUCUCCGGGUGGGAGAUGGCCAGCCUGUGGAUCGGGCUCGUGGUCGGGGUCCCGUCCUACUACCUGGCGGGCAGCCUCGUCGACCUCGGCAUGGCCUGGUGGCAGGGGAUCGCGACCGUGGUGGCGGCCAACGCGAUCCUGCUUGUGCCCCUCGUCCUGACGGGCCACCCGGGCGCACGCUACGGCGUCCCGUUCCCCGUGCUCGCCCGGUCCUCCUUCGGGGUCCGCGGGGCCCACGUCCCGACCCUCCUGAGGGCUCUGGUCGGCUGCGGUUGGUACGGCAUUGAGACGUGGAUCGGGGGCGAGGCCAUCUUCCUCCUCCUGCCAGGCUCGCUGAAGCAGUCCUCCCUGUCGCAGCUUUGGCCUUGGCUGGGCACAUCGCCGCUGGAGUUCGCUUGCUUCAUUGCAUUUUGGUUGGCCCAAUUGACCAUAGUUUUGAAGGGCAUGGAGGGAAUCAGGCAGCUUGAGAAGUACUCGGCUCCAAUCCUAAUAGCCCUCACUUCUUGCCUCUUCGCCUGGGCCUAUGUCAAGGCGGGUGGCCUCGGCCACAUGCUCGCCAUGUCGUCGAAACUGUCCUCAUCCCAAUUCUGGGCACUGUUCUUCCCUUCCCUGACCGCGAACAUAAGCUUCUGGGCAACGCUCGCGCUCAACAUCCCAGACUUCACAAGGUACGCCAAGAGCCAGAGGGACCAGGUCGUCGGUCAGGCGGGGCUCCCGCUCUUCAUGGGCUUGUUCACAUUCGUGGGCCUGGCCGCGACCUCCUCGACGGAGGCGAUCUUCGGCCGCGUGAUCUCGAACCCGAUCCAGCUUUUAGGCCAAAUCGGGGGCCUUGCGACCACGGUACUGGCCAUCCUAGGAAUCAGCCUGGCCACCAUCACCACAAACAUAGCUGCCAAUGUGGUGGCCCCGGCGAACGCGCUGGUCAACCUCAGCCCUUCAUGGUUCACCUUCAGGAGAGGAGCCCUGAUUACAGCACUCGUGGGCAUCGCUUUCCAGCCGUGGCGGCUCCUCCAGUCGAGCGAGAGCUUCGUGUAUACGUGGUUGGUGGGUUACUCGGCGCUGUUGGGCCCAAUCGGAGGCAUCAUUUUGGCCGAUUACUAUCUUGUCCGAAACACAGAGUUAAGCAUCAAGGACUUGUACACAUUGAGCCCUUAUGGGGCUUAUUACUACUCCGGAGGCUACAAUUUGGCGGCGAUGGCUUCGUUGGUGGUCGGGAUUCUCCCAGUGAUUCCGGGUUUCUUGCAGAAAGUCGGGGCUUUGUCCGUGAUUCCGGAUGCGUUUGUGGUCAUCUACAACAAUGCUUGGUUCUUCAGCUUCUUUUUAGCUGGGUUUCUUUAUAGGGUUUUGUCAAGUUUUUCAGGGAAAUCCAGGAAGUCUCUUCCUUAUGACCCACUUUUGCCUACUCAAAGUUGAUGUUUGUUCACACAUUUUGCACAUAGCUUGUAAAGAAAACUCAAAGAGCUUAUGGGGUUAUACGUAAUGUAAACUUCUUAGGAGUUGUUUGUUUCUUCAGAUAUUGCUUUUCCUCGACUAAAUAAGAGCUCAGAAACUUCGAUUUCUACAUUCUCUUUUAUUAAUUUAAUAAUUCCAUUCUCAAGAAAAAACUGGAAAGAAAAUGCAAGUUCUAUGAUUAAGCACAGCUGUCAGUUACAUCUCUAUAAGUGAUAUGUGCAAGUGGUCCAUGUAAACCUUGUACGUCCUUGUGCUGUUUAGGACUUGGGACUUUCAGAAGUAUAUGGUAAAUAAUAUUAUGUUUAUUGUU
This is a messenger RNA of Syzygium oleosum, 2262 nucleotides long. RefSeq names its product purine-uracil permease NCS1. Gene Ontology annotation, cellular component: plasma membrane. The transcript has a single exon. Gene Ontology annotation, biological process: transmembrane transport; nucleobase transport. NCBI's taxonomy places the organism in Eukaryota, Viridiplantae, Streptophyta, Magnoliopsida, Myrtales, Myrtaceae. The record is from RefSeq and is a predicted model, not a curated record. Gene Ontology annotation, molecular function: nucleobase transmembrane transporter activity. The coding region runs from base 210 to 1913 and encodes 567 amino acids.